AUGGACAUGGACACAGACACCCUAUACGAGGAAGCACCUCCACGAUACAGCUCAUUGAGCGCUCCGCCCGAGUCCUUCAAGAUCGCGACCUGCACACACGACCCACCACCGACGACAAGAUGGUUCGUCCGCUCAGCAAAGGAACCGCCCGCGUGGAAACUCCUCACCGGACCUCUAAUGUCCAAUGCCACCACACAACCCAACCUCGAUCCAUGCCAUAAACGUCGAUACCGCGUAAUGUACCCUCCCUGCUAUGAAGACGUCUUCCUCCACAAGUCGCCCUGGACGAAAACUGCCGACGCCCUACCUCAAUACCACGUCGAACUCUACGGCCGGGAUCGCUAUGAGCCAGAACCGAUCAUCAUCCUCGGUCCUGCCAGCACGUCCGACGACGAAUCCGCAAACCUUCAAAUCGACACAAAGGCCAUCGCGAUCCGCCAUCUACCCCGCGUGGUCUCGACACUGGCAUCUCAAAUAGCCGGCAUGAGACGCUACAUCGCUUUUGUGCAGAGUGAGUUCUGGUCCUGGGAUUGGCGGUGCAAGAAUCCGGCAGCGAAUCACGAUAUGCGGGCGAUGAUUACGCGGGCAAAGAAGGAAUGUGCGAAGAGUGCGAGCUUGAUAGAGAAGCUGGUGGAUUUUCUCAAGUUUGUGGGACAAAGUGGGAAGAAUAUCCGGUGA
Messenger RNA from Zymoseptoria tritici IPO323, 678 nucleotides. RefSeq lists its product as uncharacterized. The transcript is spliced from 2 exons. NCBI's taxonomy places the organism in Eukaryota, Fungi, Ascomycota, Dothideomycetes, Mycosphaerellales, Mycosphaerellaceae. The record is from RefSeq and is a predicted model, not a curated record. Bases 1 to 678 code for a protein of 225 amino acids.